UUCCUCUUUCUCUCAACUUUGCUCCCUCUUUCUCUUUCUCCUUUUUCCAUCAUCUCUUUCUAUCUUCUUUCCUUUCCUUUCCUUUCCUUUCCUCUCUUUCUCUCUAUUUAUCUUCUCUUUCUUCUGUCGUAUCCUUAACAUGCUCUCUUUUGGUGACUCUCUCCAGUUUUAUCUUCUAUUCCUCUCUCCCUAUUCUCUCUCAACAAGCUCCCUUUUUCUUACUGGUUUUCAUCAGAAGAAUAAACCAAAGUUUUGAAUUUUUGUUCGGAAAGGCAGCAACAAUAUUUGUUAUAACUCUACAAUCAACAACAAUCAACAACAACACAAAUAUAACAACAAUCCAACUUGUAUCUUCUGUUUGUUUCUUUUCGCUCUUUCUAUUCUCUUUCUCAAAGUUGUCUCUCUUUUCUCUCUGUCUUCAUUAUUCUUUCUAAUUAUCAAUAAUUUCAAUUGAAUAUUUUUGUUUGUUUCUUGUGUUUUGAUUUUCUCUCUCACCAGAAUAAUCAUCACAAUUCACCAAUAAUCUCAAAUUUUAUUAUUCUCUUUCUGUGCUUGUGUUUUUCUCUCUUAUUUUUCUUUCUUUCUCUCUCUCUCUCUCUCUCUGUUGUUUUACUAUCCAUUUUUGUUAUACUUCUCUGAUCUUGUUUUGAAUUUUUAUUCCAAUUUAUCUUCUAUUUAUAUGAAUCUUACACUUAUUAUGAAGUCCUCAUGAAUCGAGUUUAUCACAAUCAUAUAAAUAAUUCUAUGUAUAAUCAGUAUGGACAUGGACCACCAUCAGUUCGACCUGGAGGGCCACCUCAACCUCAUCCAGGUCACCACCCUGGUCAACAUCAUCAGGGUCACCUUACUGGUCAUCACCCGGGUCAUCCUAAUUCUCACCCUGGUGGACCACAACAUCAUCCCCAUCAUUCACAAAUGACAAAUUAUGGAAAUGGACCCAUGAAUAGUGGAGUAACCGGUGAAUUACCAACAACCCGAACAGCUCGGCCUGGACCUUAUCCUACUCCUCAACAAUAUAUGAACCAAAAGUGGGCAUACAAUGAAUCGUACAACAAUAAUUACAACAAUUACAAUUCAGGGCAGGGUAAUGUUCAAAACAUGGUACCAGGAAAUCGUCAACAAGGACAACCUCAAGCACAAUCAGAACAACAACCACAGCAACAACAACAACAACAACCGCCGCAACAUUACAGCAACAACAAUCAGUACUCAAAUCAAUCGGGUUUGAUGCAAUACGGCAAAACUGGAAUGCAGAGCUCAACCUCAGGAGCAACAAUAAACUAUGGUUCUAACAUGGGACCUAUGCAAGGCCAUCCAAUAGUCAAUAAUGUACAUAAUAAUGCAUCAACAGGCUACAACGGAAGUGUACCUCCCAAUGGACCAACACUUCGUGCUAAUAUGAGAGUUCAACAUUCUGCACAACAACAACAACAACAACAACAACAACAACAACAACCGACAACUUACCCAACACCACCUCAUUCUAAUCCAAAUUCUGGAUAUAAUCCAAUGAAUGGUAAUUAUGGUACCAAUGGUAUGUGUCAAACAAUGAACGGUUCUGUUGGUGUACCUGUGGUUGGUGGGCCUCAAGUUGCUAUUCGAUCUGCCGCUCAAAUGGGCGCAAUGAACAGUUAUGAUGGUUCAAUGGCAGUUAACGCGGGAGCAUAUAUGCCAAUGAAUCCAGCACAAGGGCAACAACAAUCUCACCGUCAACUUCAACAACAACAACAACAACAACCACCACAUCAACAAAUUCAUCAACAACAACCUCAUCCACAGUCUCAUCAAUCCCACCAACAACAACCUCUCCCACAACCCCAUCAGCAACCCCAUCAACAGCUUCGCCACCAACCUCAAUCUCAACCGCCAUCAACACUUCAUCAUCGCCAUCAUCCGGCUCAGCAACCACCUCCACCACAACAACAACUUAAACAUCAUCAUCAUCAACAACAACAACAACAACAACAGCAACAACAACCUCCUUACAUAGCAGGGCCUGUGAUGAAUCAGAUGUACAAUAACAUGAACCGAAAUGCUGGACAAGUAGGAACCAACAUUCAAUACAAUCAACAUUUACCUAUUCCAGGUAACCCAACACCACCAUUAACACCAGCCUCAGGAAUGCAGCAACCCUAUCCUGCCGAUAUCAAGCCUAAUUUCACUGCCAAUGGUAACUCUGGACCCGGAGGUGUAGUGAACGGUGUGAUUGGUGCCAGAGUUAAUGCUGGUCCUGAUCAAACAACGAUGAUUAACCAAGGAAUAAUGAAACAUAAUUCGAAAGAUGAACCUCGUUUAGUUUUUACCUUAAAAGACGGAGUACUUUUAGAACCAUUUCGCAUAGAUCAUGAAGUUCAAGUUAGCGAUCGUACAUUUGACAUACCCCCUGAAAAAUACCAUCAAAUUCAAUCAAGUGAUGAUUUUGACAUCCAAUUAAAAUGUUUUCAUCAUCAAGAUAAUCUAGCGAAGAGCCCAAAUUGGCCUCAGCAAGUGCAAGUCUCAGUCAACAAUCAACAAAUACCCAUAAUCCGGGGUAAUGAUACAUCAGCUCAUAAACCAUUAUUUUUAAAAUCAGUGAUUAAACCAAAUCGUAAUACUAUUCAAAUAACAUCUCAAGAUUGUUGCUGUUCCCAUUUAUUUAUAUUACAAGUUGUCCAUCAACCAACGGUGACAUCGGUAGCGUCCGGACUAUUACCACAGAGACUUGUUCCCGCUCUUAGAUGUAUCGAGAAAAUCAAACGAAACUUCACCAAUAAUCGAGUUCACAAUAAUCCAAAUUACCUUUGGACACCACCUAUAACUCCCGUUGACGAUUGUUCUGUCGUUGAACAAACGGCUAUUAAAUUAUCACUGAAAUGUCCCAUAAGCCAUAAAAGGAUAUUAUUACCUGCUCGUGGGUCAGAGUGUAUUCAUAUUCAAUGUUUUGAUCUCAAUAGUUACCUUGCAAUGAAUGCCGAAAGACCCAGUUGGCGAUGUCCAAUUUGUAAUAAAGGUGUUGCUUUAUCAAAUAUUGAAGUUGACGAAUAUAUUUGGGGUAUUAUAACUAAUCUUCGUGACGAUUCAUAUGAAAUAUCAAUGACGCCUGAUGGAUCUUGGAAUGGUCUUGAUAGUAAGGGAAUGCCAAUAACUAAUCAACAUCAACCACAAUUACCCCAUCCUCAUCCUCAUCUUCAACAUCAUCAACAACAUGCACAUCAACAUCCUCAUCAACUUACACAUGGACAUGCACAUCAACAUCAGCAACAUCAUCAUCAUCAACAGCAGCAACAGCAACAACAACAACAACUACCAUUACAACAACAUUUCAAAGAGGAACCAGAUUCUCUUGGAUCUCAUUGUAUCACAAACACUUCCACGGCCAUUGCUGCCACCACCAACAACAACCACAUCCACAUUACCAACAACAUUAACGUCAACAACAAUAAUAAUGUUGCAACAAAAAGGAAUAAGCGUAUGAAGACAAUGUCACCAACUAGUUCAUCAAUGCCAUCAACCUCUAAUUCUUGGGAAAUAGGACAAGGCCUUUCAGCAACAGGCAACAUUGCUCCAAACGUUUCAUCAGCAGUUACAACCGAUUCCUCACUUUCAGGAGGGAUCGUAUCAUCUGGUACAACUGUAGCCGCGACUGGAGCACAGAAUUACCCACCGUCAGCAUUACCUGGCAUGUCUGAGAUGGUUUCAAAUGGUUCACCAUUUGAUUUCCAUUCAACGCCAGGCUCAGAAUAUUCAUCAAUCUCUCAUCUUCCCAAUUCCCUUUCAUCAACCUCGAUAUCUGACAAUCCACUUGAUCCAUUGGCGGCUAUGGAGAAAUCAUUAUCUCAACAUGACUUUGGCUCUCACCAUGAAAAUAUUUCUAAUAUUACUAGUAUUAAUCAUAAAUCACCACAAAAUCAUCAUAAUCAUUUAAAUCACCACCAAUCAAGCCAACAACAACAGCAUUCUCAACCCCAACAACCUCACCAACAACAGCAGCAGCAGCAAAAUCUUCAUUCGCAAUCCCAUCAACACCCACCUCAUCAGCAAUCCUCUCAUCCAUCUCAUUCUCACCUGCAACAUCCAUCAAAUGCACAAACACCUCAACAACAAUCAAACCAAUCUCAACAACAACAACAAUCAUUACUACAACCAAAUCAACAACAGAAUCAAUCUCAGUCAACAGAUUCUGGUCUACUAUCUCAGAAUUGUUCCUCCAUGGGCUCAGGUAGCUCUAACAAUGGUUCUAAUGGUUCUUUAUCAUCAAUACCCAAUGGACCACAUACUCCACACACACCUCACACUCCUCAUACACCACACACACCAAGUAAUAUGGGCCCACCUUCAGUGAGUAGUGCAAAUGUAACUCCCAAUUCAAAUGGUGAUCCACUUAACAAUAAUCCGGGAAGCAAUGCAAGUAAUGCAAGUAGUAAUAAUAGUGGUAAUAACAAUUCCAUUGGUACUGAUCUUGGUGAUCUCAAUUUCGAUCCUGCUGCCAUCAUCGAAGGAGAAGGACAAGGACAGGAAGGACUUAAUCUUUUACCUGAAAACGUUGUCGAUCCAAUGGAACUCCUUUCAUACUUGGAUACACCAGAAACAACAGCUUCCUUAGCCAUGACAUCUUCAACAAGCUCGUCAUCUAGUAGUAAUUUACUUAAUUCAAGUUCAUUACCAUCAUCAUCCUCUGACAAUGAUGAUAUACUUUCCCUCUUUACGUGAUUUAAUCCAUUGUAAAAAGUACACACACAACAACAACAACUAAAGACUUGAAAGAAACAACAAAAUCACCUACAAAUUUACAUAAGUAAAAAAAAACUAUCAGUGCCGUUGACAAAUUAUAAUGAUAUUAUUAUACCAAGAAACUAAAAUUGUGACAAAAAAUUAGUUUAAUCAGGAAAACACAAGGACAAAGUUCAAGACCUGGUCAGUUUUCAACUGUAUAAACAACCGGUAAUAAUACCUACAAUCAACAGCAAAUGUAAUUGUUGGAGCAACUGAAAAAAAUGACCCGAUCAACAGAUCACUAAGCUUGGAUUGUAAGAGCAACAGCAGUCGCGAGACAAACACGCUUGUUGCUUGACCAACCUUAGCACCCCAGGAAUACAAAGCUGCAACAACUACGACAACAACAACAACAACCACAAGGACAACAAAAUAUACAUUAUAUACAAAAUAUAAGCAUCGACAAUAUCCAAAAAUGAAAACAAAAUUGCAACAUGUAAAUACAUGUAUAUAAAUACAACAUAAACAAAUCAUUUUGAUUAUAUAUAUAAAUUAAAAUCGAUCAUAAAAAAAGUCUCAUCAUUGAAUCAACAAAAAACAAUUAAAAAACAAAACUAAAUCAA
Panonychus citri (citrus red mite) is the source of this 5315-nucleotide messenger RNA. Its product is annotated as zinc finger MIZ domain-containing protein 1-like. The coding region runs from base 709 to 4689 and encodes 1326 amino acids. NCBI's taxonomy places the organism in Eukaryota, Metazoa, Arthropoda, Arachnida, Trombidiformes, Tetranychidae. The record is from RefSeq and is a predicted model, not a curated record. Gene Ontology annotation, biological process: regulation of transcription by RNA polymerase II; protein sumoylation. Gene Ontology annotation, molecular function: zinc ion binding; SUMO ligase activity. The transcript has 4 exons.